Molecule: messenger RNA, 2878 nt
Organism: Menidia menidia (Atlantic silverside)
Lineage: Eukaryota; Metazoa; Chordata; Actinopteri; Atheriniformes; Atherinopsidae
Source: the annotation of a GenBank genome assembly
UGAGGAGUGGGGAUAACUUCAUACAUGAGCCCUCUGUGAUGAAGAGCUGCUGUCAGGUGACCACCUACGAUGUUUGGACCAGUCAAGACCCUGCAGCUUUGACCUGAUCCUGGUGGAAUAUGCAACACGACAAAUGGCUGUUUAAAGACGAACUGACACCACACGCAGACUGAGAAGAAACUUUGGAAGUGGUUACUGGAUCGAGACGGUGGCCACGGACAGCCAUGGGAUGUGGGGUCUCAAAGUCCAACCAUUUCCACAAAGAUUCCAAGAAAGCGCUGAGGGCUGCUGUGCUGAUCCAGCGCUGGUACCGGCAGUAUGUGGCCCGCACAGAGAUGAGGCGCAGAUACACCUGGCACAUCUUCCAGUCGGUUGAGUAUUCUGGAGAACAGGCCCAGAUCAAGCUUUAUAACUUCCUUGGCUACCUCAUGGACAAUUUUACGCCAUCCAGCAGCGAACGAAAUUUAAUCUCGCACAUCUUCAGAGAGAACGACAUAAGUCUGGAUGCAGAGUGGGAGAAGUACUUCUGCUACAAGAACAUCGAGGUGCCGGAGAUCUACUCAGGGCCACAUCUAACCUUCCCGCUGACGGUGGAGCAGGCGGUCAAUCUCUUGGAGGCCUUCAGGAACAAGAGACAGCAGCUGCACUCGCGCUACGUCCUCCAGCUGCUUUUGGAGACGUGGAAGCUGCUCCGCAUGUUGCCAAAUAUCAACCGCAUCUCCACCUGCCACAGCAAAGAAAUCACUGUCUGCGGUGAUUUGCACGGACAGCUGGAGGACUUGCUGCUGAUUUUCUACAAGAACGGAAUGCCAUCUCUUGAGAAACCCUACGUUUUUAACGGGGACUUUGUGGACCGGGGCAAGGACUCCAUCGAAAUCCUCCUCAUCCUGUUUUCGUUCCUGCUGGUUUAUCCGUGUGACGUCUACCUGAACAGAGGCAACCACGAGGACCACAUAAUCAACCUGAGAUACGGCUUCACCAAGGAAGUGCUGACAAAGUACAAGAUCCACGGCAAAAGGAUCCUGAAGCUGCUGCAGAAGAUUUUUAGCUGGUUGCCACUGGCAACGGUGAUUGACCAGAAGGUGCUGAUCCUCCACGGGGGCAUCUCCGACACCACAGACCUCGGUGUCCUGGCCAAACUGGACAGACAUAGCUACGUCUCGGCGCUGAGGCCUCCGAAGAGGAGGAACCAGAUCUGCUCGACGAGUUCCGUGGACACCGACGUGGACGAGGAGGCCUGGAACAGCAGCAGGAUCUCCAACCGUCGGGCCUCCCUCACCUUUCCCAAACCCAUCAUCGCCCGGGAGAGCUUCCAGAACCGCUCCCUGCAGGACUUCUCCAACCACCUGAAGGUGAACACGGAGGAGAAGCAGGAGGGCCAGGGCACCAAACCGGCCACGUCCCAGAGAGAGGCCGUGUCCACGUCCAGUGAGUCUAUCCUGGACCUGCUGUGGAGUGACCCGAUGCCUCAGAACGGCUGCAUGCCCAACGAGGUGCGGGGCGGAGGCUGCUACUGGGGCCCCGACGUCACCGAGGACUUCCUGAGCCGACACAACCUGCAGCUCCUCAUCCGCUCCCACGAGUGCAAACAGGACGGUUAUGAGUUCUGCCACAACCGGAAGGUCCUCACUCUGUUCUCCGCCUCCAACUACUACGACGUGGGGAGCAACAGGGGGGCCUAUGUGAAAGUGGGCCCAGACCUCGUGCCUUAUUUGGUCCAGUACCAGGCCAGCAGCAUGACCAGGGAGCUCACCGCGAGACAAAGUGUCGGACGCACCGAGCGCUCAGCCCUCAAAGUCCUGCGGGAGCAGCUGUUUGCGCACAAGUCUGACCUCAUCUGUGCCUUCAAAAAGUUCGACACAGAGGGCUCAGGCUUGGUGUCUCUGAGCGACUGGGCGGCGGCGGUGGAGAGUGUGAUGCACCUGAAUCUGCCCUGGAGGAUGCUGCGCUCCCAGCUGGUCAUCUGCAAGACCAGCAACGGCAUGAUCAACUACCACGACUGGUUCCACGAGCUGGCCAUCAAGGAGCCCAACGCGGACCACAUUGAACAGAGCCUGCUGGAAACACUGUACCGCCAUCGCUCCACCCUGGAGACAAUUUUCCGGAUUGUAGACACGGAUAACUCAGGCUUCAUCACCAUGGAGGACUUCCGGCAGACCUGGAAGCUGCUGAGCUCCUACUUAAAGAUGGAGAUCACGGACGACGCCAUCUCCGACCUGGCCGUGACCAUCGACAGCAACCAGGACGGCAGCAUCGACAUCGACGAGUUCAUGGAGGCCUUCCGGCUCACCGACAAGAAGAGCCGGCUGGAGCGGGGGCGCAGCAUGUUCAUGGGCACGGCCACCGACCUCACCAAGCUGGAGGGGGACCCCAACGUGUGAGCGGAGGGAGCUGAGAACAGAGCCCUGGGCGGGGAGGGCUGAAGCUGCCGGGAUGACGCACGCGAAGACGCAGGACGCUGCGCGGCGACAGCUGCGUGGAUCAGAGGGGAUUAGCGAGAGGUUAAAGACAAAAGUGUUGAAGAGCAAAGGUCGCUCCCGCGUCGGGAUGCCAAGAAGGGAAAAUGUCGCACGAAAGAAAUGUGUCUCUCGCGUCGGGUAGAGUAGUUACAGAUGUCAACGGAAACUAAAGAGCAUCGUGCUCGAACCAAUCCAGUAGUAGGAAAGCAAUGUCAGACACUGGGAUGAUUUUCUACAUGCAAAAGUGACCGCAAGCGGACUCCUGUUGGCUUACCGUCAAAUCCCCGUCAGAACAAAGACUGAUCAUCACUGUGCAAGAACUCAAGGCCUGCGUCCUCUGCAGGACUGAGGACACAUUAGAGACUUAAAUACACUGACAGGAAAAGAAAAUAUGUCUAGAACACUUCAAAUCAGAUAGU